Vicia faba (fava bean) is the source of this 333-nucleotide messenger RNA. Lineage: Eukaryota; Viridiplantae; Streptophyta; Magnoliopsida; Fabales; Fabaceae. The record is from the annotation of a GenBank genome assembly.
AUGACUCGAACAUGGCGAGUAACCUUAUUCUCUCCUCUUUCUCUUUUUCUUAAAUUCGCUUCAUUUUCUUCCAUUUUAUCUGUUUUUCUUCCUGAUGCACACUGGUUUCUCCAACUAAAUUGUUGGAUUCAUAACUCUAUUUUGCUAGCUGUAGAUCUGGCUAUAAAUUUUUUUAUAAGCGAUCUGGCCAAUGUUGUUAGGGGCCUAGCCCCAAACAUGAAAGGAAAAGGAAAGAAACAAAAAGCUAGAAGCCUUCUAGGUAAGGCAACAAAGCUUCUACCUGCCAACAUGGCAAAGGAGGCAAAACCAGGAACCAAUCCAAAAACUGGGUAA